GAAGUUGAUUAGAUUAGACAUGUCAACCAUCCAUCACUAGCUUACACUCUAACCCGAGUAACAUGGAGCACGUGGAAUCUUGUGUGAAUCAGCAAGGACCACCUUGCAAGGCUAAAUACUCCUGGGUGAGCUAGCGAUAGCGAAAUAGUACUGUGAAGGAAGGGUGAAAAGAAGCCCCGUCGGGGAGUGAAAUAGAACAUGAAACCGUAAGCUCACAAGCAGUGGGAGGAGCCAGAGGGCUCUGACCGUGUGCCUGUUGAAGAAUGAACCUGCGACUCAUAGGCAGUGGCUUGGUUAAGGAAACCCACCGGUGCCGUAGCAAAAACACCGCACCAAAAGGUAUGAGAGCUUGGGUAGGGAUUGGAUGCAUUUUUUUUUGGGUGCGUUAAAGACAAAGCAUAAAUUCAUACUUUGCUUCAAAGUAUGAAAAUUUAUUCAAACAAUUAAGCACAAAAGGAGGAGGAAAAGAGGAAGAAGAUGAAAGACACCCAGAUGGAAAUAAAUACUUCUCCUACAGUCUAAAGCCAAAGAAGCCCUUAAUUAGAGAGGAACAGACCAAAAAUCAAUCCUCCAAUAAAAAUCCUCCACUUACAUACCCACUUGAAUUUUUCAGUGCUAUUCCAUUCCAACUAACAUUUCACCAAAUCUAGACAUUCUCAACUUAAAUCCCCAGAAAAGCAAGUUCAGGAAUAAAGACACAACAUCUGGAACUCGGUUGUGUUCUGCUUUGGUCUCAUUGAUGUUGAGGGGAAGAUAUUGCAUCAUCAUCUGUAAACCUGGGAAAGUCAGUGGAGUUUUUCUUCGAAGGGAUCUUUGAUUGCAUCCAUGAGAUCACUGCCGCUCUUGCCUUGUCUAGGAUGACUGAGUCUGCUUACAGGGUUGAAACCACCGCCCGCCUUGCCCAAUGGAGGAUAGACAAUCUUGCUUCUUUCACCUACCGGAAAUCAGAUCCCUUUAAGAUAGGGAAAUGGUACUGGCAUUUGGUUGUGGAGAAGAACAAGGUUUUCCUUGUCAAGUUAUACCCAGAGAUAUCUAAUUUAACCAGAGAGAAUCCUCCGAUUGCAUCUUUCAUAAUCCGGGCGGUCUGUUCGGCUGGGGAUCGUAAAGCUUUCAUUCAUCCGGAAAUAAGAGACAAGCAACUGAAGAACAACGACCAUUUCGUUUGGGCAGUUGAGGUUCCUUUAACAGGGAAAUUAAUCAUUGAUGUCGAAUUCCUUGAUUUGAAGAUUGCAUCACCAGACGGUGGGGAACCUAGUUCCAUCUGGCCUGAAGGAUCCACAGAGAGUCAAUCAAAUGCGACAGCACUUGAAUAUCUUGGUCGAAUGUUGACAGAAGGCAUUCACACAGACAUCACUAUCAAUGCCUCUGAUGGAAGCAUUGGAGCUCAUCGUGCUAUUCUUGCAGCAAGAUCACCUGUUUUCCGCAGCAUGUUCUCGCAUGACCUGAAAGAGAAAGAACUCUCUACAAUUAAUAUCUCUGAUAUGUCAAUAGAAGCUGUUCAGGCUUUUCUCAGUUACAUUUAUGGGAACAUUCAACAUGAAGAAUUUCUCACACACCGAUUGGCUCUUCUAGGUGCAGCUGAUAAGUAUGACAUCUCUGACCUGAAAGAAGCAUGCCAUGAGAGUCUUCUAGAUGAUAUUGAUGUAAGAAAUGUCCUCGAGAGGCUGCAGAAUGCCUCUCUCUAUCAAUUGCCAAAACUGAAGUCCAGUUGCAUGCGUUAUCUUGUGAAGUUUGGCAAAAUAUAUGAUAUCCGGGAUGAGUUCAAUGCUUUCCUGCAUUCUGCAGAUAUGGAGCUCGUAGCUGAAAUCUUCCAUGAAAUUCUCAAUGCCUGGAAAGGAUUCUAAGAUUCUAUCUACAAAGAAAGCAGGGGAAGCAUGUUUAAGUCAUUGGUUAUUCAUCCAUUUAACAGAUUACAAGAAAAAAGUUUAGUGUGCAGGAUUGCUAUACGAUUAUUUUUUUGUUCAGAUGUGGAAUUUAUUCAUGCCUUCAUGUACAAGUGCAUCUGUUUCCUUGACAUGAACAUUCUAUCAUUGUUAAAACAAUUCAUAUGAUUUGGAUGAAAUACCAGUAAUCUGUGUAUGUAUGGGAGGAAAUAAGUUUUCCUCCAUAUGCUGUUACGCUAAAGAAACAAAGCACAUGAAUUUUC
Rubroshorea leprosula is the source of this 2146-nucleotide messenger RNA. The record is from the annotation of a GenBank genome assembly. NCBI's taxonomy places the organism in Eukaryota, Viridiplantae, Streptophyta, Magnoliopsida, Malvales, Dipterocarpaceae.